Molecule: messenger RNA, 1464 nt
Organism: Endocarpon pusillum Z07020
Lineage: Eukaryota; Fungi; Ascomycota; Eurotiomycetes; Verrucariales; Verrucariaceae
Exons: 4
Coding region: 1-1464 (487 amino acids)
Biological process (GO): meiotic DNA double-strand break processing; reciprocal meiotic recombination; meiotic DNA double-strand break formation
Cellular component (GO): nuclear chromosome
Molecular function (GO): DNA topoisomerase type II (double strand cut, ATP-hydrolyzing) activity; DNA binding
Source: RefSeq, a predicted model, not a curated record
AUGGCAGAUAUCUCCACCGUACAAUUCGACUGGCGAGUGGCACCAGAUGUGGAGACGAUGCUGUUCAAGCUAUACACUCUAUUCGUCACCGCUGGCGAUGUAACAUCAAGCAAAGUCAAUACGAUGCUGUCGGACUCGAGGGCGGAAGGGGUUCAGAAGCUGCUGCGAAUGAACAGGGAUGGGAUACCCGAUGAGCAUGGGCAAGACUUGAUGUUCGUACGAUAUGACAAGGUGCACAGUCGUGGUUGGACGGCCAAGAGAGACAAGACAUACUGGGCGAAAUGGUUCUUGGUGCUAGAAGAUACAGUCAUCCGGCUUAGCAACUUCACCAGCGAGUUACAAAGACUUACCGGAUACAAAGUCUCUCGGCACAACUUUCCGCAGCGAAAUGCUCGCAAGAUCUUGAUCGACUUGGCGUUAACUAUCGGUAUACAUCCAGCUGCCUUGGGGAGCAUAGCGGCAGCGGGUGGAAAGAUCAUGACUCCCAGAAAGAUGGAUCUCAAGCUGGUAGUGGUUUCCGACAUAUUGCAAUGGCUGACACUGCGAAAUGAGCCUGACCCCGGGAAAGAAUUUCGGUUAUCCGAAGUGUUCAGGGUCAGCAUUGAUGCUGUGGUCGUGGCAGAGCACCGGAAUUUGCAGAAAGUUCUGUUGAGCUACAAGGUAUUGAACAGGGGAAUGGAUGAGGUGAUCUUCGUUCUCACGGGCGGGUUCGGUGACAUACCCACUCCCGAAUGCCUCUGCCUCCUGAGCAAGCACCCAGCACUAGCUCACGUGCCAUUUCUGUACGUCUCGGACCACGACUUUCAAGGCUUUCAGAUAUUCUUCAACUUGAAGUACGGGUCACGCAACAUGGCUUUUCUCUCGCAGACGCAAACAUGCCGUCAGUUGGAAUGGGUCGGCCCUACGACCAAAGACCUUGACCUAGUAGCCGAGGCCGGCUCACGCUUUUACAUCGAAGACCAAGCGCAGAACCAUCUGGAUUGGACGGAAGAAGAGAAGGAGCAAGUAAGGCUCAGAUGGUUAACGAAGCGACAGGAGACAACGAAGAACUUCAUUACCAAAGGGAAGGGCUGCCAAAUCAACAAGAAGCAGGACAAAGACUUGAUGAAGCAUCGACGAAAAUUCGGAAUGCUGGAAAGCGAGCCGGCGGUGGCAGAGGAAGUAUUGGAGAUGCAGCGAUCCAAACACGGAAAAUUUCGUCUCAGCCUCUUGCAAUCGAUCUAUAGUGUCGGCUUGCAAUGGUACAUCGCACAACAGGUGGCACUGCGUUUGAAUCGAUCAGUGGGCGACAUCAGGAGUUCAAGAUUGACAAAAAUGGGGCCUGAAACUCAAAGACCGAACAAUGAACGCAGCACUUCAAAUACUGUGCCAAGCUCGGAGAGACUCGAAACAGGUGGCUAUUCAAUGGCGGAUUUGGUGGAUGAAGAUCAGCUUGACCUACUAAGGGAACUUCCGGAUGCGUAA